AUGUCGUUCACGCAGCGCGCGCCGCAGGUUGUGGAGCUCGGGGAGUCUGCUUCCCCUUUACCGCCUCCUGACGACCCUGAUUCCCCACCACCCCGUAGUAAGCGGCCCCGUCUUGAGGAGCCCGGUGGUGUUUCUGAGGCGGGCUGGAGGCUGCCUUUGGUGCCUCGCUUGUCUGAGGUGGAAAAAGCCUGGGAGUCGUCGGCCAGACCCUUCAAGGCGCUCCUGGUUUCAGCUAAGGAGAUUUUUGAUAACUCCACAGACUCGCGUGUGGAGAAAUCUGUCGGUGAGAAGCAGAUGUGUAAUCUGGUAUGCCAAAAUAGCGGAUUUGAGAUGAAGAGUUGUUUGCGGUCUCUCCCCUCACAAAGUUUUGAUUCUGGUUUGAAGGCUUCUAGAACGUCUUGUGAACCAGGGCUGUAUGACAGAGAGUCCUUCGGUGUGCAUUGCAGUGAUAGAUCUGGAACAGAGGCUGGUCAGCUGCCCAACGCCUCUAUACAUGAUGGACAGGCAAUUAAAAACGAUGAUGGAAAACCAUAUUUACUCCAGGGGAGAGACAAUAGCCAGAAAGACAAUAAUUGCACAAAACAGACAGAAAAUUCAUUUUUAGAUGUUACCUUUUACAAGGAAACCAAAUCAACGUUUCAUGAUAUUAAGAACAGAUGUAAAGCUGACAGCGUUACGCCAUCAAAUAAAAAAGAAAAUAGCAUUUCAGCAUCUACACUAAAAAUAUCAAAAUCUCAAAUCCAGCCCAGCAUGGAAAUUGCCGAACCCAGCUAUUUCAGAGAUAGCAGCACGAUAAGUAUCCCUGAGUUUCCAACUGAUUUAAAUAGCAAAAUGUCUUCUGUCUAUUUAAAGGAAAUAAUGACGAAAAAUGACAAAAAUGAGGCAUAUGUGAGGGAUUUCACAAACAUUCACUGGUCCCAAAAUAGACCUGAUGUUAAGAAGCAAAAGUUACAGGAUGAUAAAAAAGUUGUGGAUGCAGAAAAUAUUUUUUCUGAAUGUUAUGGAAGUAACCACCAGUCACUCAGCAACCAAAGUGUUUGUGCGAGAAAAAAAGACUUGAUCAGUUUACACUACUAUAAUCACUGUAGUAUCAAGUCUGAUGCAAUAGACUCUGCAAAGAAUUUCACUAUAAAACUAGAAAAUGCAAAUUGGGAAGAGGCAGAAACAUGCCUGGACAGCUACAUAUCUACCAGAUCAGAAAAAUCGAAAAACUGGGACUGUAACAUUAGACAUAUUUUGAGAAAAAAUAGGAAAAAUUGUUGGAUUAUGGAUAGUUACAAAACUAAAUGUGAAAAUAUGAAAACUGGAGAAAUAUUGAAUUUGCAACAAUUAUUAGAAACAGAUCUUUUAAGCAAAGAAAAUUAUCACAAUACAGAAGUCAUGAAAACACAUGAAGAAAAAUCAAAGCCUCUCAUGAUAGAAACACUGGGUAGUCAGAAAGCUUCAAUAAAAAUUUUUUGGUUCAAAGGUAAAGGAGAAAACGAUAAUAUGCUACAGUUGAGAUGUUAUACUACACAAAAAGACUUUCAUUUAAGCAGUAUUUUUGAAAAUUUCAUUACAGGAAUUUUUUAUUUCCUUAAAAGUAUUUCAGGAAAUCAAAAAGAUAACAAUAUCUUAACCUGGUAUGGAAUUUUGAAGUGUAAAAAUCAAAUUGAUGUUCAAAAUCUAAUAACUAGGAAUAUGAAUGUCAAUAGAAAUAAUGAUAUUUUAAGCAUAUAUUUACAAACCGGUGUUUUAGACCUUCUAAAUAUUAUAUUGAAAACCAACAUAACAUCUUUGCUCAAUAACUCUGACUCUUUAACAAUAAUUGAAAAUUAUUCUAAAUUAGAAGAGAGAUGCAUUUUCAAAUGGGUAAUAUAUUUGAAUUAUCCAAAAAACAUUACAGUGAAAAAACUUAUCAGUUCCUCCAGUAUGACAAUUAAAAACAUACACUUUCCAAUUUUUGAAACAUAUGAAAAAAUUCCCCUUUUAAUGGACUUUGAUGACAUCGAUGAAAUUUUUUUGACAAAAAUUAGUUACAAGAAUAAGAGUUGUCCUGAACGACUCAUGAGUGUGGGAAACUGGGUGCACUGUAGUCCUAAAACUGUUAAAACACAUGUUAAGUCUUGUCCUCAAUUUAUACAGAUCCAGAAAUAUAUUAAUAAAAAAACUUAUGAAAUAAAUAUGCAGAACCAAGAUUUAUAUUCUGAAGGAAAACAAAAGCAUAAUAAGAUCAACAGAUUUAAUUUUAAAUGCAUAUUUGAAGAUUUCUUCAAUAUUAGGCAACAGGCUAUACAGGCAAGCCACGACAAAAAACACAAUGAACAAACCAAUCUGACAACUAUAACUCCGGUGCUAAAUUUUGGGGACUUGAUAAGUGAAAUUGAAGAAAAAAAAUGUGACUUAAUUUUGAAGGAGGAAGUAAAAGUCACAGCACAAAGUUUAACAAACAGUUGCCAAGUUCAUGAAGAUAUUAAGAUAGAAAAGGAAGAGAAAAAGAGUUUUUAUUCAACAGAAGGCAUAUUUUUUGUGCAACCAGUUUCAUUAAUGAAUAAGAAAGUAGGUGUGGAAGAAACUAAAUAUGUUAAUCGAAAUAAUGUAGCUGACAGAAAUGAAUCUGAGAAUAUUUUUCAAGAAAGUGAGUUAGCUAAUUCAAAGCAUUUUCAUCCAAAGAAUGACUCUUCAGAAUGUUUUAAUCUUCAGUUUGACACUCAUUUGAGUGUUGGGAACAAUGAAUGUUUUCAGGACUUAUCUAAGUGUUUAUCAAGAGACGCUCUGACAACAGUAAACGAUUUUGAGAUGAAGAGUAAAUUUGAUUUAGUACUUGAAGAACUUCAUAUGUUUCAUGAAAUUAGUAUGGAAAAUGAAAUUCUAAGCACUGUGGAAACCAACAAUGGGCAAGAAAAUUACUUUGUAGAAAAUAAUGAUGUUGUGGAGGUAAAAACGGAGAUUAAAAAAGGUUUGAAAAUGGGUACAGAAAACAAAAUAUGUUCAUCUUCUUUGCUCUGUGAUACGAUAGCAGGGCCUAAUACGCAUGAAAAACACCAAAGUUUAUUUAAAUGGAAAAAAGUACCCAAAAAUGGAGAACAGGAAGUUCCUAAUGAAUAUUGCUGUCUAAGAACAUCAGAGGAAGAAUUACUCUACUCUACUUCUAAGGAAGAUUGUGAAAAACCUUCACCUGAAAGACCAGCUUUUUUCUCUGAUGAAUUUAAGGAAGAAAAAUUUAAUUAUUUACUGAAGGGAGGUGGUAACUUUUCAUAUGGAAUUUCAAGACUACUACCUCUUAAGACAUGCAGUCGACCAAUCAGAAUUGGUUUGUCAAGAAAAGCUAAGCUUAAACAACUUCAUCCCUAUCUGCAAUAAAUAUGUGACAAGAACUUAGAAGAAGAUGGUGGAGAGGAAAGAACAAGAUAAAGAUCUGCACACACUGAGGAAAAAGGCCAUGUGAGGACACGCAGAAAAGGUGGCCAUCUGCGACCCACGGAGAGACCUCUCACCAGACACUGACCCUGCUGGCACCCUUAUCUGGAACUUCCAUUCUCCAGAACUGUGAGAAAUAAAUUCCUGCUGUUUGAGCCCACUCUGUGGUUUUUUAUUAUGGCAGCCUGAGCUGAAUAACGUAGUUGGUAUCAGGAGUUGGUUUUAGACAUACUGAAUCUGAGAUGUUUAUUAGAUAUCUAAGUGGAAAUGUUAAGGGUAGGAUAGGCUAGUCCGGAGUUUUGAAGCAACACCUGUUUUAGAGAUUUAAAUCUGGUAGUCAACCGUUUAUUGAAGGUAUUUAAAACUGUGGAAAUGGAUGUGAUAACCAAGAGAAUGAGUGUAGAUAGAGGAGAGGACUAAAGAUUUAACAUUGGGACACUCUGAUAUUAAAAGAUCAAUAAAAAGAAGAGAAAAUAUCAAAGGAGAGGAGAGAAAUGCGUGAGCUAAUAGAAAAAACAAGGGAGUGUGAUAUAUGGAAAGCCAAGUGAAGAAAGUGUAUCACUCCUUUCUUAAUGAAGAAAAUGGACAUGUGGACACAGUGGGGGAAGGGGUGAUGGGACGAACUGGGAGAUUAGGAUUGACGUAUAUACACUACCAUGUGUACAAUUGAUAGCUAGUGGGAACCUGCUGUAUAGCACAGGGAGCUCAGCUCAGUGCUCUGUGAUGACCUAGAUGGGUGGGAGGGAGGUCCAAGAGGGAGGGGAUAUAUGUAUACAUAUAGCUGAUUCACUUUGUUGUACAGCAGAAACUAACACACCAUUGUAAAGCAACUACAGUCCAAUAAAAAAAAUGUACUGCAAAAAAAAAAAAGAUUGACAAUUGAGCUUAGCAAUGGCUUAGCAAUGUGGAGAUCACUGAUGAUGUUGAGUGGAAUGGUUUCAGUGCAGCAAUGCGGCAAAACUUGAUUGGCAUGAGUUUAAGAAAGAGUGGGAGAGAAAUAGGCCACAGUGAAUACCAGAGGCUUUUAAAGGAGUUUUGCUGGAAAGGGGAGCAGAGAAAUGGGGGUAGUAGCUAUAGGGGAAGAGUGAAAAGAGGAUUAUUUUAAACAUGGGAGAAAUGAUAGUUUCUUUGUAUGCUGAUGGAGAAUAAAGAGCAUAAAAUUGAUGUAGGAGAGAAAGGGAAGAAUUGCUACUUGUCUACGAGUAGGCAAAAAGAGAUGGUUAUCUAGUGAACUUGAGGGAGAUUGGCUUUAGAUAGGAGCUUACAAGUUUAUUAUUUCUGCUAACAGGUGAGAAGGCAGGUAUGUGUAGAUGUGAUGGUGAAAGUCUCUGGAUGUUCUCUUUUGAUUAUUUCAAAUCCUUCAUAAUAUAGGAAACUGAUUAUAUGCUGAGAUUGAUGUUUAUAAAGGAGGUGUUCGUAGGAUUUCCAAAGAGAGAAGAACAUCUGAAAUAGUUGUCUAGGAGAGUAGGAGAAUCAGUAGACCAAGAUCUAUGGGUUUUUUGUCUGGCAAUAUUAGUGUCCCAUUUGAGGUUCAUGGUUGAAUUUUAAAGUAAGAGCAGUCAUGUGUGGAAUUGCAUUUUCCUCCAGUCAUGCUCAGCUUCAUGUGUUCAGACUUAGAGUUGGUAGAGGAUUGGAUAUAACCAGUGGCAUAAAUUUCACCAAGCAAAUUCCCAUCAGUGAGAGAAGGGCAAGGAAUAUAACAAGGAUUAAUUAUCAGGAUUAACUAUGUAAUCUAAACCGGGUGAGGAGAAGAGUAAGGACAUCAAAAGGAAUGAGGGACCGUGAAAGAGUGGUAGGAUUAAUGACUUGGAAGUCCCAGUGGAAUCAAAGGAUUAUUGGGUUUGGAAGACUAUAGGAAAUGAGCUUGCAAGAUAGGAGAUUGUGGCAGAGAAUAAGAUGUAUGAAACUGAGAUUGUGGAGAGAUUGCUGUGUCUAGGAUCUGGCAAUGGGAACAAGUGACUGAGGUAGUACGAGAAGAUUAUUAUUAUAGGAAAAAAAUCAAGUAACUAACAGGUUGGAGUGCCAGGAGAAUUUAUUUAAAUGUACCCUGAAAUUACCACAAAUAUGAAAGGAGUAGUAUUAGAGAGUGAUGGUGAGCCAGGCUAAAAUUGUUCAGAAGUGAGGGGUAUGACCUAGGGACUUCAGAUGACAGCAAUAAUGUUGGUUUAGAGGGUGAAUUUGAUAACCUGGUUUCAAAGCUAUGGAUUUUUAGGAAGGAGGUAGGGCAAAUUCUUGAAAGCUGCAAUGAAAACAUGAAGGACAUUUACCCUACUUCAGAAUCAGUGGUAGAAGUGCCAUGGGAGAAACACCAGCCUCCUUUUGAGAAGGCUGCAGGGGAAGCAACGUUUUUAGGGGAGAGCCAAGUUUCCCUCAGUCCAGUAAGGUAGAAAAGGUUCAGCAAGAGGCUGACACGUUUGAGAAGAGAUUCAUGGAGCAGAAAUAAAAAGACUGAUGCUGGCUGGAAAUUGAUUGGAGUUAUUGGAGACUGUGAGAUAACUGAGCAUGCAGAGGAGGAAGAGUGGAUGGGGGAGAAACUGAGGCCAGUUUACCUGUGCUUAGCACUCUCAACAGCUUCAUGGAAUGUAUCCCAGACUGUGCCUUCCACCUCAUGUCUGCUCCUAUUCUGUCUUGUAUUUUAAGCCACACAGUGAAUUUAUAAAUAAAUUAACUAUCACUUUCUCACUAAAAAUGACACGCUUAGAAUAAUGGGCAUUCUCAGAAAGACCUGCAAUCCUUCCCAGUUUUCCUUGAGUGAAAUUUGUGUCAGUACCCUACCUAUUCUUUCCGUUAGCUUUAGGUGAAGAGCAUCCAUACCUUCCCCUUCCCCAGCAGGAGAGAGACCCUCCAUGCUCAAGAGUUUCUUGUUCUGUCUAAUAUUUAUCCCAUAUUCACAUCCCCUUCUUUCAGAUCACCCCAUUAUGAUCAAGAAUAAGGGGUCAGGGCCCUGGACUCCUUAUGAAAGGCUAGAAGGGAGAAUCCCCACAGCAGUGUUGCAGGUUGUUACUGAGUCUCCAAGCUUGGCAAGAGGUUAAUGACAUUCCUGUUUUGUUGCUUUCUAUAUUUAUUGCUUUAUGGGUAGACCAUGUGGCCUAUACUAUUUCUACAUUUUGUAGUGUAUUGAGAUUUUCUUCGUGGCCUAGUACAUGAUUAAUUUUUAUAAAUAUGCCAUAGACAUUUAAAAAUAAUGUGUAUAUUUUAGAUGUUAGGAACACAGUUCAAUGUCGAAAAAGUCUAGCCUUGUCAUUAUAGAAUUACAAUUCUUCUUUUGUGUGUGUACUUCUUUCAGCUUCUGAGAGGUGUAUGUUAAAAGUUUUCAUGAUUUAAUUUUUGUUGAAUCUCCUUGGAUCUAACUUUUUUCCAUUAUAUAAUUUGUUAUUGUGUUGUUUGGUGAAUAAAAUUUAAAUUCU
Messenger RNA from Orcinus orca (killer whale), 6806 nucleotides. It is a transcript of the gene RAD51AP2, whose product is annotated as RAD51 associated protein 2. The transcript has 4 exons. NCBI's taxonomy places the organism in Eukaryota, Metazoa, Chordata, Mammalia, Artiodactyla, Delphinidae. The coding region runs from base 1 to 3342 and encodes 1113 amino acids. The record is from RefSeq and is a predicted model, not a curated record.